Messenger RNA from Leptosomus discolor (cuckoo roller), 1257 nucleotides. NCBI's taxonomy places the organism in Eukaryota, Metazoa, Chordata, Aves, Leptosomiformes, Leptosomidae. The record is from RefSeq and is a predicted model, not a curated record.
CAAAAUGAUGGCUAUCGAACCUUAUCUUUGUCCGGUCAUGUUGGUUUUGGUAGUUUACCUGAUCAACUGGUUAAAAAAUCCAUCAAGCAGGGCUUCUGCUUCAACAUUCUUUGCAUCGGGGAAACUGGAAGUGGGAAAUCAACCUUGAUAAACAGUUUGUUUAACACCAAUUUUGAUGACCCUGUGUCAAUGCAUUUUCUGCCAAGUGUACGACUUAGAGCCCAGACUUAUGAACUCCAGGAAAGUAAUGUUCUUUUGAAGCUGACCGUUGUAAAUACAGUGGGAUUUGGUGACCAGAUAAACAAAGAAGAUAGCUAUCAGCCAAUAGUGGAUUAUAUAGAUGCACAGUUUGAAGCCUAUCUCCAGGAAGAACUGAAAAUUAAACGUUCUUUAUUUAGCUACCAUGAUACUCGCAUCCAUGUCUGCCUCUAUUUCAUUUCGCCUACAGGCCAUUCCCUAAAAACCCUAGAUUUGUUAACCAUGAAAAGCCUAGACAGCAAGGUGAACAUUAUACCAAUUAUAGGCAAAGCAGACAGCAUUUCUAAACCUGAACUACAGAAGUUCAAGAACAAAAUCAUGAGUGAAUUAGUUAGUAGUGGCAUCCAGAUAUAUCAGUUUCCAACUGAUGAUGAAACCGUUUCUGAAAUUAAUACCAUCAUGAAUGGGCAUUUGCCAUUUGCUGUAGUAGGAAGUAUGGAAGAGGUGAAAAUCGGAAACAAAAUAGUGAGAGCUCGUCAGUACUCUUGGGGCAUUGUACAAGUGGAAAAUGAGAACCACUGUGACUUUGUAAAGCUUCGCAAGAUGCUUAUUUGCACAAAUAUGGAAGACUUAAGAGAGCAGACUCAUGCACGACAUUAUGAGUUGUACAGACGCUGCAGACUGGAGGAGAUGGGCUUCAGGGACAUUAGCCCUGAGAACAAACCAGUCAGUCUACAGGAAGCCUACAAGGUAAAGAGGCAUGAGUUCUACCUUGAACUGCAAAGAAAAGAGGAGGAGAUGAGACAACAGUUUGUGCAGAGAGUGAAGGAGAAAGAAGCAAUAUUGAAAGAAGCAGAGCAACAGGUCCAGGCUAAAUUUGAACAUCAUAUGCUAAUGCAUCAAGAAGUGAAACUGAAGUUAGAGAAAAAGAAAAAAGUUCUAGAAGAUGAAAUAGUUAUGUUUAUUGAGAAGAAAGCCAAUGCUGAACUACUCCAAUCACAAGCAUCCGUCUCUACCCCUCUUCUUAGUUUGAAGAGAGACAAGGACCGCAAAAAGUAA